GGCGGGCGGCGGCUGCGGCGGCGCCAAUCGGAAGGGCCGGAGGGGCGGGGCGCCGUUCAAACGUGGCGGCGGCGCGCGAGGCGGGUCCUGAGGGGAGGUGGCGCGUCGGUCCCGAUCCCGGUCUCCGUCCCCUCCACGCACUGAAAAUAAGGUUGACCAGGAACUGGAACAAGAUGGCAUCUGUGCUCCACAAUGUCAAAGCAACAAUGGCCUGGCAGAAACACCAGCUCCUAGCUGACUUUGAUGAAAAUGAGAGCCCUGUGCCUGACAAAUUCAAGAGAAAGGCUGCUCUGAGUUCUCUCAAUACCAUCUGCAUGUCUCUAAGGAAACGAGCACCAUUAAAGCGAGUAGAGCUGAAUUUUCAUAACACCCCAACUAGGGAAAGUCUGGAAGCAGGACAGAGGUGCCAAACUCUUCAGAUUAUUAAAAGAACAGCAAAAAAUGCUUUUGGAACAGUGUCCCAGAAAAUACAGAAGUCUUGCCAAAGCCCAGUACACUCAACGGUGACCUUUCCAGCUGAAUCCAUCAGCAGAAGCUGUGCGACAAGUUCUACCAAGAAAAAAAGUACUACACCUCAAACCCCUUGCUAUAAGACUGUUACUCCAGCAGCCAGUUCCAAAGGCAUCCCAAGGUCCAGCAAAAGGGCCUUGCUUGGGCCAACGAGGAUGUCAGAACAUGGAGAACGGAGGGAUUUCUCAUCCUGGCUUGGUAAAAAUGCUGUCUCUCUCCGGAGAUCAAGAAGAGCAGCAGCACUGAAGAGCCCUUAUUCAUCACCUGCUCCUGCCAGAAAGAUGGAAUGUGACUGCGAGUUGGAACUGGUCUCCUCAGGGAUUUGCCAACUGAAGCGUAUCUCCCAGGCAUUUGAUGAUGCUAUUGUGAAAGAGGAGAGGCAACAAGCAACAUCAAACUAUUACUAUCUAAUGGCAGAAAACUUACAUUCUGCGUGUCGAUCCCUGAAACCUUCUCAAGCUAUCAGAAGGCAAGCAAAGAAACUCCAUCAAGCACUUGGUACCUAGACAGAGACUGUAACUAUUAUUAGUUUAUAAGCAUAUAUAAAUGAGAGGUCUGUGUAGCACCAAAAGGGUGCACUCUAUACACUAAACAAAUCACUACAUUUUAUAAUCUUUCUUGACAAAGCAGCUCAGGACUUCCCUUGCUUUCUCUUUUCAACUGUAGUUGGUACCUGUGGUACCAACCACUUUGAUGUUGAACUGACCAGUAGGAAUGGCCAAAGCAAGGGCUACAGACUUAUGAAGGGUAAUCCUAGGUAAGAGGAGUGUUUAGACUGGUAUCCAAUUGCCAUGAGUUUUAGUACAAGUAUUUUACAUACAGAAGAGUUUGCUCUGUUAUUUCGAAAGCCUAACAUUUUUUUAUAUAUAUAAACAAACUAAGCGUUAAGCAUGUUUAGCUGGAAGUUAAUAAAACAAUAGUGGCUUCUUUAAGUUUUGACCACAACCACCAUUCCAAGGCAAUAGGUUUCUGUGGAGUCACUCACACCACAAGAGAAAAGCCACAUUAGGACUCUUAAUUCAUGGCCUUAAGGAUUGCUAUUAGAUUAGUCUAACUAAUCCUAUCUUAGGUAGUUUGGUCCCAGGCAAAUCAGAGCAAUUUUGUAAUUUCCUACUGCUGCUUUAAAUAGCAUCUUGGCAGUUGAGUUAAACAUUGCUUCUGUACUACAACAUCUGUCUUUUAGUUAUAUGCAGAAAUUGUUACUACAAUUAAUGUAACUUCUUACAGCUACUGUUAUUAGCCAGUAUCUCGGUGCAGGUAUUUUAUUUGAUGAUGCAUACUUAGCAUUUGAUAUAUUUUUUUUGCUUCUAGUUACUUAAAAAAAAAAAAGUAACGUUCCUUUGAAAAGCCUUUUUUGGUUGGUCAUUCAGUGUAACAAAGUUUAGUCUUUCAAACCAAAGCAAAGAUUUCUCAAGCUUCUGGAAUUCAACAGCAGGGCUGUUUUAGGUGGUAGCAGCUUUGUGCAGGCUUCUCCAGUUACAUUCACUCUAAGAUGAAC
This is a messenger RNA of Lepidothrix coronata (blue-crowned manakin), 2008 nucleotides long. RefSeq names its product family with sequence similarity 64 member A (gene PIMREG). The record is from RefSeq and is a predicted model, not a curated record. The transcript has 6 exons. Bases 174 to 1016 code for a protein of 280 amino acids. Lineage: Eukaryota; Metazoa; Chordata; Aves; Passeriformes; Pipridae.